AUGGUGUUGUGGACUGUGCAUAUCUCAUUUUUUAUUUUGGUCACAGUUUUUGGAAACACUCUUGUCAUUGUAGCUUUUAUUGAGGAUAGAAGGCUUAGAAAUCAAAGCAAUUUCUUUCUCCUCAACCUAGCCAUCUGUGACUUUUUCAUAGGAGCCUUCUGUGUACCAUUGUACGUGCCAUACAUGUUCACAGGAAAAUGGAUACUUGGAAACAUCUGUUGUAAACUGUGGUUAGUCAUCGAUAAUCUCAUGUGUACAGCAUCAGCUCUCAGUGUUGUUCUCAUCAGCUAUGACCGCUUUCUCUCUGUUACUAUGGCUAUUAAGCAUCGCUGUCAACAAAACAAACACAGUCAGACUGUGCUCAAGAUGGCUGCCGUCUGGAUACUGUCAUCGCUAGUGUACAGUCCAGCUAUACUCUUCUGGGAAUAUUUUGACCAUGAUAAAAUCACCUCUGACACUGUUUGUGUUCCUGGAUUCUAUUACAACUGGCAUUUUCUUCUUGGAGCAUCAACAUUUGAUUUUAUACUCCCUCUGACUAGUAUUUCAUUUUUCAAUCUCAGCAUUUACUGGAACAUUCAAACACGAAGCAAAAACAAAAAACACACUGUUGUAUCCUCUAUUUCUUCCAACAAAACAGAAGCUCAGGUUGGCCUUAGUGUUUUAUCAAACAAUAUUUUAAAUAAUGGAAUAGAUAGUACAGAAACAAAAAGGAAGAUGGCUAAGACACUACCAACACUACUGACUUUAAAUAGAUGUUUUGGUAAGGAUAUUAAACUUUAUGGUUCACAAACUGAGUCGGUGCAAAGCAACACCAUCCGCAUCAUUAAUCUCUCCCAAGAUAAGAAAAUGGCAAAAUCCCUCUCAGUGCUGGUUGGCGUUUUCUUUAUCUGUUGGGCACCAUACUCCCUUCUGAUGGUAAUACGUGCAGCCUGUCACGACUACUGUGCUGAUUCUUACUGGUACGAGAUCACAUUUUGGCUGUUGUGGGUUAAUUCAUCAAUAAAUCCUUUUCUCUAUCCUUUAUGCCACGCAAGUUUCAAAAAGGCUUUUAUCAAGGUCUUCUACAAGUAUCUAUGCAGAUGCUCAUAA
Molecule: messenger RNA, 1089 nt
Organism: Pelobates fuscus (common spadefoot toad)
Lineage: Eukaryota; Metazoa; Chordata; Amphibia; Anura; Pelobatidae
Product: histamine H3 receptor-like
Exons: 3
Coding region: 1-1089 (362 amino acids)
Biological process (GO): adenylate cyclase-inhibiting G protein-coupled acetylcholine receptor signaling pathway; G protein-coupled receptor signaling pathway, coupled to cyclic nucleotide second messenger; chemical synaptic transmission
Cellular component (GO): dendrite; plasma membrane; synapse
Molecular function (GO): histamine receptor activity; G protein-coupled acetylcholine receptor activity; G protein-coupled serotonin receptor activity
Source: RefSeq, a predicted model, not a curated record